AGUUCUAAUUUUCCCGGAAGUUACCCCAUGCGACUUGGAGGCGCACCGGCUCCACACAGCAGAAAUAUCGUAGUAUGGCCUCCUUCUGAGUGUCAUCACACGGUUUCUGUGUACACACCUAACCGGCAAUCCGACACCAUCGAAGCCUUGAUCAUGGACCUGUGGUCCAGAGGCACAUUUUGGGGCCAUCGGAGUUGUCAAUAGAACUCCCACGGUACUGUAUUGAUAGAUUUUGAGCACUGUCACUUUUGGAUAACCUGGGAUUUAAAACCGAGUGACAACCGUGCCGCUCACCCCAUCUGCCGGUUAGCUAGCUAAGCCAAUAGCCAAGAAGGGCAACUUCUCGUUUGGAGUAAAGGACAAGAAAACGGCAAAACUUCUACCAAGUGAAGACUAACCAGAGGUUGAUACUCUGACUUCCUACUUUCUGAAACUGUCACUGUUUGUACCUGUUCUUUUUAUUUAGAAAGGCUGGCAACACACCGCCACCCUAAUGCAGACCCACAAAAGAACGUGAAAUGAACAAGCCACCGCAGCCUUUAACGGGACCUACUUCUGUCCCAAAUCCAUCCCCAUCCCCUGGAUUGACACAGGCCGCUUACGGCCCAGGACAGCCCCCUUCUCUUGUUUUUGCCCCCCAGCAACCCCCACAAAUGACUUCUGCACAACAGCCAAGACAGUUUGCCACAGGGCCCCGUACUUUACACCAACAGGGUGGAUACAGAGCGCUGCAGACUUACUAUCAGAACCGACCCGCGAUGCCCGCCAGUGCUCCCCGGGUGCAGACGAGUAGUGGCCCCCGGCCCACCGGGCCCCUGCCUGUCUACCCCGCCAGCUCCCAGAUGAUGAUGAUCCCUCAGCAGCAGCUUCCUUUCGGAGGCUCUCCUCAAAGCUACUUUAUCCCCCCUGGACAGUACCGAACUCCGUACAUGACGCCUACCCAGCAGUAUCCUGUGACCAGCAGCGCAGGCUAUUACCCUGGAACAAGCCCUGCUGAAUAUCCUGGUUUCGCAGCUUAUUAUCCAGCUCAACCACAAUAUUCAGCAUCAGUCCAGGCCACACCGGGCAUGAUCGGGCCAACUCAGCAACAGCAACAGGCUCCGCCCCCUCAGCAACCACAGGCUCCUCCCCAAGGCCCGCCGAAGAGGGAACGGAAACCGAUAAGAAUACGGGACCCAAACCAGGGUGGGCGCGAUAUCACGGAGGAGAUCAUGCAAGGUGGAAGGUCUACCACCACACCAACUCCCCCUCAGGCCUCUGCUCCAGAUACAAACCCUGUUCAGACCAAUGGUGAAGUUCUGCCGCCUGUAAGUGCAGACCCAAUAAAAGAAGAAAUCGCGUCUCUCCCAGCAAGUGCUGCAACCCCUCCUCCUCCAGCCACCACAGAAGCCAUAGACGAGGCUGCACAGGAGGUGGACAGGAAGACGCCUCAACUCACAGACGUUACCGCACAGCCUGUCGCCACUCCUGCUACCGAGGAGCCGUCCACGCUCAAAGACUUCCAGCAAGCCGCGCCCCCCCUCGCCCCAGAAGCCCCCGCUGCCGUCCCCGAGGCAGUAAAAGAAGGGAGCGAUAAAGCCGGCGACACAGUCGACUCCCCAGUCGCGCCGCCGCCGCCGUCAUCACCAGCAGGACAAGAAACGCCUGUGAAAGCUGAAGAGCCACGAGCUGCUUCGCCCGAGAAGAAACCAGAGAAGGAAGAAGAGAAAGAAAACAAAUCGGAAAAAGACGAGCAAGUGAGUAGCACUAAGGCGGCAGCCGCAGUCGAGGUUCCAGUUCCUCCCAGUAAUGUGGUCGAAGAGGAAAUGGAGGUUAAGCCGGUUGCUGAAGUCCUUGAGCCUCCCCCCUCUGUACAAGAACCCGCUGCUCCACCCACCGAGGACGCUGGUCUGCACCCUCCAGCGGAUCCAGAACCCACACAGGUGGAAGCAGAAGCAACUCCUCUCUCUAAUGGCCUUCCUCAGGAGACUGAAGAACUGUUUGAGAAAACUGCAGUUUCAGACACUACACCCCAAGACGAACCCAACACUUCUCCAUCUCAGGAAUCAACACCUGCGGUCAAAUCGGCCGCUCCAGCCCAGGAGGAGGAGGAGGAGGAGGAAAAGGAGGAGCUAAAGAAAAAAGUGGACGACACUCCUGCCUCAGUCAGCUGCCCGGAGGAAUUUACUAUGCAAACUGCUACAUCUGUGCCAAAGAAGAAGAAGAACAUGAAAGAGCUCAAUAAGAAGGAGGCCAUUGGAGACCUCUUGGAUGCCUUUACUGAGGAGCAGCGUGCCAAGCCUGUUCCUGAACCUUCACUCACUCAGGCCAGGCCUCCAGCUCCAGCUGAACCUCCUGCAGAAGCACCAGACGAGACAUGGGAAGAGAAGGAGGACAAGCAAAACGCAGAACCAGAGAAGCAAAAAUCCCAGUUAGAGCCAAGUGAGAAGUACCAGUACAAAGAAGAAAAUUGGAAGCCAAUCGAUCCAGAGGAGAAGAAGCGGUACGACCGGGAGUUUCUACUUCGCUUCCAGUUCAGUAACGCCAGUAUGCACAAACCUGAGGGCCUGCCCAUCAUCAGCGACGUCGUCCUGGAUAAGGUGAACAAAACUCCACUCCGACCUGCUGAUCCUUCUCGACUAGCAAACGCUGGUCCUGAUUUUACCCCCUCUUUUAUGGGGAAUCUGGGGAGCAGAUCAAUGGGAGGACCUCGAGGCCCGCCUCCUGGGCCGCGCCGCUCCCAGCAAGGCCAGCGGAAAGAACCCAGGAAAAUUAUCAGCAGCCUCAGCGAGGACAUCCAGCUCAACAAAGCGGAAAAAGCCUGGAAGCCAUCCGUGAAAAAGCCCAACGCCCGCGCCAGCGAGGAAGUCGAUGACGACGACCCGGAAAACGCGAAGACUCGGGAGCUGUUCAAGCGUCUGCGCAGCAUCCUCAACAAGCUGACCCCGCAGAAGUUCCAGGAGCUGAUGAAGCAGGUGACGGAGCUGUCCAUCGACACCGAGGAGAGGCUGAAGGGAGCCAUCGACCUCAUCUUCGAGAAGGCCAUUUCAGAGCCCAACUUCUCUGUGGCCUACGCCAACAUGUGCCGCUGCCUUAUGGGGCUGAAAGUUCCCACCCCAGACAAACCAGGAAAUUUUGUGAACUUCCGAAAACUGCUGCUCAACCGCUGCCAGAAAGAGUUCGAGAAGGACCAGGACGACGAUGAAAUCUUCGAGAAGAAGCAGAAAGAGUUGGACGCUUCCAAAGACGACGAGGAGCGAGAACGCCUGAGGGUGGAGCUGGAAGAAGCCAAAGACAAAGCUCGGAGACGCUCGCUGGGCAACAUCAAGUUCAUCGGGGAACUUUUCAAGCUCAAGAUGCUGACGGAAGCCAUCAUGCAUGACUGCGUCGUGAAGCUUCUUAAAAACCACGACGAAGAGUCUCUGGAGUGCCUCUGCAGACUGCUGUCAACUAUCGGCAAAGACCUGGACUUUGAGAAAGCCAAGCCUCGUAUGGAUCAGUAUUUCAACCAGAUGGACAAGAUCAUCAAGGAGAGAAAGACGUCUUCAAGAAUUCGCUUCAUGUUACAAGAUGUCUUGGAUCUUCGAAGGAAUAACUGGGUGCCCCGCAGAGGAGACCAGGGCCCCAAAACCAUCGACCAGAUCCACAAAGAGGCGGAGAUGGAGGAGCACAGGGAGCAGAUCAAGGUCCAGCAGCAGCUCAUGUCCAGAAAGGAACCUGGAGGCAGGAUGGGGGGCAACAUGGGGGGGCGGGGCUCCCACUCUUCAGGAGGCGGCCGGGUUAGCCAGCCUCAGGAUGAGGGCUGGAACACAGUCCCCAUUUCAAAGAACCGACCCAUCGACACCACCCGCCUUAGCAAGAUCACAAAGUCUGGUACCAUGGACCUUAACAAUCAGCUGCUGGCUCCUGGAGGUAAAGGCAUGUGGAGUAGCUGGGGAAAAGGCAGCAGUGGAGGGAGUGGAGCUAAACCAGCAAGUGGAGAGCCAGACUCUGGUCGUCCGGCUACGAGCACUCUGAACCGCUUCUCCGCCCUGCAGCAGUCGAGCUCUUCAAUGUCAUCUGCAGAAACUGAUCGAAGAGUUCCUCAGAGGUCGAGCUCGAGCCGCGAACGUGGCGGCGACAGAGACAGGAGCGAGCGCGACAGGGAUCGCUUCGACAGGUUCGCUCGCAGCGAGGAACAGGGCGGCGACCAGUUCACCAAGCGGAGCUUCAGCAGAGAGUCGAAGGACCGCGGCGGCCGCGGCGGAGACAGCCGCGCCUCAAACGAACCGGUGCGCCGCGUCGCCAGCAUGACUGACGACCGCGACCGGGGAAGCCGCGACCGAGGCAGCAGAGACCGGGGGAGUCGAGACCGAGGAAGCCGAGACAGGGGGAGCCGGGACCGGGGUCCGAGCAAAGACCUUCCAGCAGUCAGACGUGAAAGCGCUCCCACUCCUCCUCCUUCUCUUCCUAAGCCCACUCUGACUGAGGAGCAAGUGGAAAAGAAAGCAAACGCCAUCAUUGAAGAAUACCUCCACAUUAAUGACGUGAAGGAGGCGUUGCAGUGCGUCGCCGAGCUCAACAGUGCCUCUCUACUCUUCGUGUUCGUACGGAACUGUGUGGAGUCCACACUCGAACGCAGCACCAUCGCUCGGGAGCACAUGGGCCUGCUGCUGCACCAACUCAUCAAAGCAGGAACUCUCCCCACACAGCAAUACUUCAAAGGGCUAGAAGAGAUCCUGGAAGUAGCGGAGGACAUGGCCAUAGAUAUACCUCACAUCUGGCUGUACCUGGCUGAACUGAUCACCCCUAUGCUCCACGAAGGAGGCAUCCCCAUGGGACAGCUGUUCAGGGAGAUCUCGAAGCCUCUGGUGCCUCUGGGGAAGGCCGGCGUGCUGCUGGCUCAGAUCCUCCAGCUGCUCUGCAAAGGAAUGACUCCUAAGAAGGUCGGGGCUUUAUGGAAAGAGGCCGGUCUGAGUUGGAAUGACGUUUUACCCAAGGAUGAAGAUGUCAACAAGUUUGUCACGGAUCAGAAAGUCGAGUUCACUGUAGAUGAAGAAAUGGAGUCAAAGGAAGUUGGGAGGAAAAAGCUCCUCAGUGGAGAAGAGAUGAGUAAACAGCUGGACAGACUCCUGCAGGACAAGGCCAACAACCAGCGGAUCAGAGACUGGAUUGAGGCUAAUUUGGAGGAUCAGCAGACAGUGAGCAACCAGUUUAUCCGAACAUUGAUGACAUCGGUGUGCCAGUCGGUCAUCAUAUGUGAUAAUCCAUACAAGGUAGAUAUGGAUCAGAUCAAGACUCGAGCCCCUCUGCUGCAGCGAUACCUGUGUGACGAGGAGAAGGAGCUGCAGGCCCUCUACGCCCUCCAGGCUCUCAUGGUUCACAUGGAGCAGCCUGCAAACCUGCUGCUGAUGUUCUUCAACACUCUGUACGACGAGGACGUGAUUAAAGAGGAAGCCUUCUACAAAUGGGAAUCCAGCAAAGACUCUGCAGAGCAAACGGGCAAAGGCGUCGCCUUGAAAUCCGUCACCACCUUCUUCACCUGGCUCCGCGAGGCCGAGGAAGAGUCCGACAAGGAUUGAGGCAACGACAUUAAAAAAAAAAGCUGCCGCCUAACUUUAUCCAGAAGCGUGCUCUGUAGGCAGCUGAGAGUCAAAGACAAUGUUGCCAGCGUGGCAGACUCAAAUAAGUCCUCAAUGAGGACAAAUCUUUUUUUUUUCUCCCUCCUUUUUCUUUUCUAUGAGAGAUGGACUCAGAAAAUAAUGAUGUCUCUCCUCCCUUUCCUGUUGUCCUCAAAUAAACUUGAAAACGCAUUCAGCAGGACUGCUUUUUAAUGAGGUGUGCGAUGCCCCACAUCACUACAAAACUCAAGUAACACAAACCAAGUGGCUGCUUGAUCCUCGUUCUAGACAGUCGUGAGGCCCCAACAUCUCAUCCCCCUUACAGGACGAAACAGCAGGGAGUGCGAUGUCCCCGCUUUAACGCCGUGCGCGUUCCACCGCGGCUCUUGUGUCUGUCCUUUACUGGAGUGUGCAGCAUGACUGAAGUGUGUUUCUAUUAAUGAUCUAGUGGGCAAAAUGUCGGUAGAUAAAAUGUACAUGAACUAAUCCUGAUUUGCCAGAUGGAGUUUUUAAAGAAAAGGUUGUCUAUUUUCACCUUCUGUUUCCUACCUUGAGCCUAACAAAAGGACUAACGUGGACUUGGUCUGCCUGGGGGGGUGGACUUGUGCUUCCUCUAAGCCAUCCUCGCCCACACCCCAGUAGUGAACCAUCCGGACUGACUCAUGUACUUAAACCUCAGCUGUUCUAGAGGACUCUUAAUGACCCAAUCACAGUUAAAACUUGAAGUCAGUGGAGAAAUUACCUUGAUAAAAUAUAUAUAUAUAUAAAUAAAUAUAUACAAUGAAAGAAAAAAAACGGAAAAAAAAAAAAAAAUAGAGGCGAUCUGAAAGCCUUUUCUACUUUAAGUGGAAACUUAUUUCAGGAUUGUUCCAUAAAUAUAAUACUUUUUUCAGUUUUAUUUUUCAGAAACGAUAAUUUUCUGAUAUAAUUGCAGUGUCUCAUUUUCCAGGAGAAACAUCAGUCGCCCGGAUGCAGAGAAGUGUUUUUGAUAAUCCAUUGAUUAUUAGUUUUAUUUGACUUUUUUUGUAAAUAUUUCUUUUUUUUUUUUCUUUUCUCUCUAUUUAAGAAAUUCUUGCUUCUUUUGCAUCUAAAACUGGAAAGAUGAGAUCAUUGAACAUUGAAAAUAAAGGAUGUAUGAGUUGCUGA
Oryzias melastigma (Indian medaka) is the source of this 6725-nucleotide messenger RNA. It is a transcript of the gene eif4g1a, whose product is annotated as eukaryotic translation initiation factor 4 gamma, 1a. The record is from RefSeq and is a predicted model, not a curated record. Gene Ontology annotation, cellular component: eukaryotic translation initiation factor 4F complex. The transcript is spliced from 32 exons. Bases 519 to 5540 code for a protein of 1673 amino acids. Gene Ontology annotation, molecular function: translation initiation factor activity; protein binding; mRNA binding. Lineage: Eukaryota; Metazoa; Chordata; Actinopteri; Beloniformes; Adrianichthyidae.